UGUCGACGAAAGGAAUAUACGGAAUAGAAAACCAAUGUGCUCUCGUGCCCGAGGGCGCAACUGGUGAUUUCUGUAUAGUUGCUAAUCCAAAAUGUCAGACAUCGACAAAUGGAUAGAUAUUGCAAAAGAGUGCAAAUAUUUACCAGAAAAUGAUCUCAAGAAAUUGUGUGACAUGGUGUGCGAUUUGUUGCUGGAGGAGUCCAACAUACAGCCGGUUUCGAGUCCGGUAACCGUUUGUGGAGAUAUUCAUGGUCAGUUCUAUGACCUGGAAGAAUUAUUUCGCAAUGGUGGUCCCAUUCCGGAUACCAAUUACAUAUUUAUGGGCGAUUUCGUUGAUCGAGGAUAUUAUAGCUUAGAAACAUUUACUCGGCUUUUGACCCUCAAAGCUAAAUGGUCCGACAGGAUAACGCUUUUGCGUGGCAAUCAUGAGUCAAGACAAAUUACUCAAGUCUACGGUUUCUAUGAUGAGUGUGAAAUGAAGUACGGAAAUGCAAACGCAUGGAAAUAUUGCUGCAGGGUGUUUGAUUUACUUACAGUAGCUGCCUUAAUCGACGAACAAGUACUUUGUGUGCACGGUGGUUUGUCGCCAGCCAUUAGAACACUAGAUCAAAUUAGGACGAUCGAUAGAAAUCAAGAAAUUCCUCACAAAGGUGCGUUUUGCGAUUUGCUGUGGUCUGAUCCAGAGGAUGUUGAAACAUGGACCGUGAGUCCUCGUGGUGCUGGCUGGUUAUUUGGCAGCAAAGUCACCCACAAAUUCAUGGAAAUAAACGACCUCAAACUCAUAUGCAGAGCUCAUCAAUUAGUUCAUGAAGGAUACAAAUACAUGUUCGACAAUAAGCUCGUAACAGUGUGGUCAGCGCCGAAUUAUUGUUAUCGAUGUGGCAACAUCGCGAGCAUAUUGGAGUUCAAAUCAGUCGACGAGAGAAACACGGUGUUGUUCAAAGCGGUGCCCGAUAACGAGCGGGUGAUUCCCUCGUUGACCGUAACACCAUAUUUCUUGUGAUCUAACAUAGCGCUCCAUCUGUUUCGAUGCAGAGGAGGGGCGUCUGGGUCUAGGCUUUACGGAUGUACAUGACUGCUGUUCCUUGAUCGGUUUUAAUCUCGCUGAUACAAUGACGGCGCAAAAAUAACAAAUUCCCUAAGAAAGAUAGAAAGAGAAGAGAGGAAGAAAGAUAUCAAGUGGGUAAAAACACCAGAAAGAUACCGAAAAACCCGCAGGCGAGAGCGAGACAGAAGAUAGAGAAAAGAGAGAACGCAAUUUUUCGCGUACAGGGAAUUCGAUUAGAUUGAGCAUUGGAUGGAAAGAUUUUUCUUGCUCUCUUCCAACGAGAGAUCGAAAUUUUGAAGGAAUUUUUCAAUUGUUUUUUUUUUUUUACUAUUUUUUUGCCUGUUCAUGGCAAGUGACAACGCGUCAUCGAUACGCGAUGAGUCAGCUCAAUCUUUCCAUUAAAUGAAAUCGUAAAACAAUCGUUGACUACGUAUUGGUUAUUUUAUUUUUCUUUAAGAAUUUUAACGAACUAUUAUUAUGAGCAUACGAAGGCUGAUAUUUUUUUGUAUUUAAGGAAAAAAAAAAAAAAAAUG
Molecule: messenger RNA, 1581 nt
Organism: Venturia canescens
Lineage: Eukaryota; Metazoa; Arthropoda; Insecta; Hymenoptera; Ichneumonidae
Gene: PpV
Product: Protein phosphatase V
Exons: 7
Coding region: 92-1003 (303 amino acids)
Biological process (GO): G1/S transition of mitotic cell cycle
Cellular component (GO): cytoplasm
Molecular function (GO): protein serine/threonine phosphatase activity
Source: RefSeq, a predicted model, not a curated record